ACCGAGCAAUAUUCAAAAGAACUGUACUGAGUACUGAGCAUGAAGAUGAAAAAGAAAACUGAGCAAAGUGGUCAAAGAAAAUAAAAACUUUUGUGAACAAUCUGACACAGUUUUAAAUCUGUAAAGCCAUAUGGCCCAUUUCUGCAGAAACUAACAUGAAGAUACUGUCAUCUUUAUUUUUGGUAAUACAAGAUACUGCUUCUAUCUAAUUCAAUCAAACCUUUUUAAGAACAAAUAUUCCUUUCUUUUCACUAAAAUUAAAAUUAAAAUAAAUUUUUACAAAGUCAAAUUACACACAAGUAGUAUAGUAUUGCUACCUCCAUCUUUAUUCUUAACCGGUCAAAUUAUUUUUUCUCCCAAAUUUAUGAUCAAAUUCAAAGAUCUAUAAGUCAAAAGCAUAGGAAUAUAAUCAAAGCAAGCAAGCAUAGCAUCUUUGAUUCAAGUUUGACAGUGAUGAUUUCAAAAGCAGCAAUAGUGUUACUCAUAGGUUUUAUAGGAAUGGCUUAUCAAGCAACUCAACUUCCACCUCCAAAUCAUAAUCAUUCACUUCUUGAUGAUCAAAAUUAUGAUGAAGUUUCAACAAGAAUUAAACUCAGUGAUGGAAGGUACCUUGCUUAUAGAGAAACUGGUGUUACAAAGGAUAAAGCAAAACAUAGUAUCAUUGUUGUUCAUGGAUUUGGAAGCUCUAAAGAUAUGAACUUUCCUGCCUCUCAAGAACUAAUAGAUGAAUUGGGAGUAUAUAUUCUGCACUAUGAUAGAGCAGGGUAUGGACAAAGUGAUCCAAACCCCAAACGCUCACUGAAAAGUGAAGCACAUGACAUUGAAGAACUAGCUGAUCAGUUACAAGUUGGAUCAAAAUUCCAUGUGAUUGGAGUUUCAAUGGGAUCAUAUGCUACCUGGAGUUGUCUCAACUAUAUCCCUAACAGGCUAGCUGGUGUGGCUAUGAUAGCACCAACCAUCAACUAUGAAUGGCCUUCCCUUCCUAAGAGUCUUGUAAAGGAUGACUACAGAAAGAGAGUUAUCAAGUUGGCUAUGUGGCUUGCAAGAUAUUUUCCUAGACUGUUACACUGGUGGGUGAGACAAAAGUGGCUCCCUUCAAAUUCUGUCAUAGAAAAAAAUCCAGCAUUCUUCAACAAAAGAGAUAUAGAAAUUUUAGAGAGAAUUCCUGGGUUUCCAAUGCUUACUAAGGAUAAAUUGAGGCACCAGGUUGUUUUUGACACACUCAGGGGUGAUUGGAUGAUUGCCUUUGGCAAUUGGGAAUUUGAUCCAAUGAAGCUUAGUAAUCCAUUCCCUCAGAAUAACAGAAGUUCAGUUCACAUUUGGCAGGGCUAUGAAGAUAAAGUAGUACCCUCUCAAAUUCAAAGAUUCAUUUCAGAGAAGCUACCAUGGAUACAAUAUCAUGAAGUUGUAGAUGGUGGCCAUUUGAUUGUACAUUAUAGUGGCUUAGGCGAGGCGAUUUUGAAGGCACUUUUACUUGGGGAAGAAGAUAUUUCAUAUAAACCUAGAUCAUUAAAAUCUGUAUCUUAAUUUUGACAUGAUUUUUAUCAUAAUCCAUUAUGUUUAUUGUUGGUUUAUUUUUUGGGAUAAUGUUAGUUAUGUAAAUCACAUUCUUUGGUUGAAAGGAGGAAACUAUCAUGUAUACUGUCUUUAUUCUUUUUUGAAAGAAAUGUUAGAAACAUGCUUUUUUUUUUGUUGCUAA
Trifolium pratense (red clover) is the source of this 1699-nucleotide messenger RNA. RefSeq lists its product as uncharacterized. Lineage: Eukaryota; Viridiplantae; Streptophyta; Magnoliopsida; Fabales; Fabaceae. The transcript is spliced from 5 exons. The record is from RefSeq and is a predicted model, not a curated record. The coding region runs from base 454 to 1527 and encodes 357 amino acids.